Molecule: messenger RNA, 2895 nt
Organism: Aspergillus puulaauensis
Lineage: Eukaryota; Fungi; Ascomycota; Eurotiomycetes; Eurotiales; Aspergillaceae
Product: SacI domain protein
Exons: 3
Coding region: 1-2895 (964 amino acids)
Biological process (GO): phosphatidylinositol dephosphorylation
Cellular component (GO): endoplasmic reticulum
Molecular function (GO): phosphatidylinositol-4-phosphate phosphatase activity
Source: RefSeq, a predicted model, not a curated record
AUGCCUAGCCUGCUACGAAAGGUAGUCAUCAUCGCAGCGGUCGAUGGGCUCAUCCUACAAUCCUCGGGGAACGGCCUGCGCUACAAUGGCAACAGCGACUCCUCAUCGAUUCGCAUUGACUAUAAAACGAAUCGCAUCUCGUCCCUCCUAAGCCCCGCACCAGACCUAACUGAGGGGAAAGAUUUUACAGCCUUGGAAAGCUAUGGCAUUGUUGGCCUUCUAUCCGUUGCGUCAUACUCGUUUCUCAUCACGAUCACGCAGCGCCAUCAAGUCGCCCAAAUCCAAGGCAAGCCGAUCUACACCAUCGCGAAUGUCGCCGUAAUCCCCACAUCCUCUCACGAAGAUGCCAGUCGCGCGAUAACGCAAGCAAAGGAGAGCAUCCUGCAAGGCGAAGAAGAGAAUGACGACAGCGAUACAGCAUCCGAGGAUGCAGACGUAUCCGAAGCGGAGAGCGAUGGCGCAGACACCGAAGUCAACACAGCGCCAGUCUCGCCAGUUCGGGAAGCGCGUCCCGCCGGGACCGACAGCAUCAGUAGCAAUAUCACAGAGAACAUGAUUGGUAAGAGGCUGCGGUUCGGCCGCUUCGCGGCGAACUGGCUGUCGCGAAAGGCGAUGGGGUUGCCUGGGCUCGGUACUGCGGAGUUGAAUACGGAUGAUGCCGUGGGUAUACCGCUGGUGGAAUUUAAGGAGGGUGAACCUGUGGCGUCGGGAUCAUCGGCUGCUCUGAAUACAGAGUCUACUGCUCCUCCUACAUCUGCGAAGGAUGACGGGACUCCAUCACCGGAGAGUGAAGGAAAUCCGGAACCGCCUACGGCGACCAAACCGAUUGAGUUGCUACCGAAGUUGCUGCGGUAUACGAAGUUAAUCUUCUCGUCUCGCAACUUCUUUUUCUCGUAUGACUACGACCUCACGAGGCCGGUUAGCGUUCAACCACCGGCUUCGAAUGGACAUCUGCCGCUAUACAAGUAUGCGGAUGAACUGUACUUCUGGAACCAAAACCUUAUGGUCCCAUUCGUGACAGCGGGUGCAAAUCAUGUGGUCUUACCUCUUAUACAGGGCUUCGUCGGCCAAAGCGAAUUCACAGUGGCCGCAAAGUCAGAUCCCACGGCUUCUUCUGAGGCAGAGGCUGCGGAGGCAUGCAUUUUGGGCGAGAAAGAAGAAGCACAGGAGAUACACACAGAUGGCGAAAAGCGAAAUUUCUUGCUUACUUUGAUCUCCCGCCGGUCAGUCAAACGGCCAGGCCUGCGAUAUCUACGUCGUGGAGUAGACGACGACGGCAAUACCGCCAAUACUGUGGAGACGGAGCAGAUUCUCUCGGUUCCAGACUGGGAUCCUUCCCAUAACGUCUACUCUUACCUUCAGCUACGAGGUUCAAUUCCGUUAUACUUCUCGCAGUCACCGUACUCCUUCAAGCCGGUUCCUGUUCUCCAUCAUUCGACUGAGACGAAUCAACUUGCAUUUGAGCGACAUUUUCGCACUAUAAGCCGACGCUAUGGGAAGAUACAAGCCGUUUCCCUCAUCGACAAACGCCCUCCUGAGGUGAAAAUAGGGGAGCAGUACGAGAAAUAUGCUGAAGAACUGAAUAUGUCUGGCGGCAUUGACGGCACCCCACUUGGAUUCGAAUGGUUCGAUUUCCACAAUGAAUGCCGGGGUAUGAAAUUCGAGAACGUGAGCCGGCUGGUCGAUAGACUCUCAGAUACCCUGGGCGAGUUCAAAGGUACAGUCGUAAACAACGGCACCGUCCUUCAAAGCCAGAUGGGGAUCGUGCGGACCAACUGCAUGGAUUGCCUUGACCGAACGGGUGUCGCACAAUGCGCCUUUGCACAAUGGGCUCUAGAGAACGAGUUGAAACAGGAAGGAAUCGAUAUUGAUCUAGGUGGUGACUCCUCUACUGGGUGGUUUAACAUUCUGUGGGCGGAUAACGGAGAUGCCAUCUCUAAGCAGUAUUCUUCAACGGCGGCGCUGAAGGGCGAUUAUACAAGGACCAGGAAACGAGACUAUCGUGGAGCUCUGAAUGACUUCGGGCUGACGCUGUCUCGGUACUUUAACAACAUUGUCAACGAUUACUUCUCGCAGGCAUGCGUUGACUACCUCUUGGGCAAUGUCUCGACCCAGGUAUUCCAAGAGUUUGCAACGGAAUUACAAACAGCGGAUCCCGGUAUUUCAGUUCAGAAACUCAGACAGAAUGCAAUUGACACAAGUUGUCGCAUUGUGAUCAGUGAUCAGUCCGAAGAGUUCCUGGGCGGGUGGACCAUGUUAACACCCCGGCAGCCAAAUACACUUAGAACACUGCCAUUCGAGGAAUCAGUCCUACUUCUCACUGAUGCGGCCGUCUACAGCUGCCGUUUUGAUUGGAAUAUAGACAAGGUACUGUCGUUCGAGCGGAUCGAUUUGCGCUCAAUCUCUCGUAUGAACUACGGCACAUACAUAACAUCAACCCUAACAGAGGCACAAUCCGACGAAAAACGCAAUGUCGGCCUAGUAAUCGAGUUCCGCGAAGGCGACAACAAUGCUCUCCGAGUGAACACACGCUCCCUCCAGAGCGAGGUCGACCCGAAAGCACUAGACAACCAGUGGGACAUGGCCUCAUGGUUUACGGGCUCACAGCGCGCGAAAACACGCGUUAUGGCAUUCAAGGCCCUUCCGCUGUCGAAUUCGGUUACCCAAACACAGCGCAGAAAUAGCGUAACAGUGAGCGAGACAGACUGGGUCCGCACUAUCUGUGAGGAAAUCGAGCGGGCCAUGAGAGCGGGCGAGACGAAGACAGAGGCGGAUGCGGAGCCGCGACCUUCUGUUAUAGAAUCGUCUGAGAUCAUCUCACUGGCUGAGGCGAAGAAGCGAACGGGCCUAUUGGAGUAUUUGGUGCACGACAUUAAGAAGAUGGUCUGGGCUUAA